Messenger RNA from Cladophialophora bantiana CBS 173.52, 1083 nucleotides. RefSeq lists its product as uncharacterized. Gene Ontology annotation, molecular function: methyltransferase activity. The coding region runs from base 1 to 1083 and encodes 360 amino acids. Lineage: Eukaryota; Fungi; Ascomycota; Eurotiomycetes; Chaetothyriales; Herpotrichiellaceae. The record is from RefSeq and is a predicted model, not a curated record. The transcript is spliced from 6 exons.
AUGGCAUCACAAGCACAUACCGCUGAUGAUCCAACUGAUUCUACAGUUAUACCCGCCCCGGAGUCAUCACUCUCGGAACCACAUCCCGCAGAAGGUCCUGGACCAGGCCCAACUUCACAACUUGAACCAUCUACCGAAUCGGAUCCGAACCAGACUAUCGAGGUUGAUAGACUCUCAGACUUGGAUUCUGCCUAUGGUGAAUCAAUACACAGCGAUUUGACAUCAUUAGCAUCCAGCAUUACUCGAGGUGUUUGGGAACAUGGUCGCCGAUAUCACUCCUACGGUAGAUCCCAGUACGCCUUUCCAAACGACGAGGCCGAGGCCGAAAGACUGGACAUGCAACAUGCCAUGCAGACACACCUGCUGGGAGAUCGACUGUUCUGGGCCCCCAUCAACCCCAAUCCGGCUAGGGUCCUGGAUCUAGGAACGGGCACUGGAAUCUGGGCCAUUGAAUUCGCUGACAUGUUCCCUUCCGCCGUGGUCACAGGCACCGACCUGAGUCCCAUCCAACCUCAGUGGGUGCCUCCAAACUGCAGCUUUGAGAUUGACGACGCAGAAGCUGAGUGGACUUGGGAUGAGGGUACAUUUGACUACAUUCAUAACCGCAAUUUCGUCUGCGCAAUUCGAGACUGGCCGAAGCUCAUUCGCCAAUGCUACCAAUUUGUUAAGCCUGGUGGCUGGGUAGAAUGGCAUGAGAAACACCCCUAUCUGCUCAGCGAUGACGGGUCGCUGUCAAAAGAUUCUGCUCUGUUUCAAUGGGGCGCGAAAUUCUUCGAGGCCAGCGUUCAUUUCGGAAAAGACGCCCGAUCACCUCAGAAUCUGAAACGAUGGAUGGAGGAGGCCGGGUUCGUCGACGUGGAAGAGCACAUCCUCAAGCUCCCCGUCGGGCCGUGGGCAAAAGACCAGAGACUUAAAGAGGUGGGCCUUUUCGAGAGCGUCAACAUGACCGAGGGGAUCCAAGGCUUAACCAUCAUGCUUUUCACCCGCUGUCUGCAGUGGACUCCUGCCGAGGUCGAGUCAUUCCUCUUGGACGUCCGAAAGGAUGUCAAGAACAGGGCUAUUCAUAGCUAUUACCAUUUGUGA